AUGCGAACAACGAUAUUCCCUACGCAUCCAUCUAUCUGGAAUCCAACAACGAGACAAUCUCGAGUGGAAAUAGUCGACAGAAGAAACCCGCAAAUAACUACAAAUUUGCUUACGAUCAAAAGAUCCCCAAAAGAUCAAAUGAUCCAAAAAAUGGUGGAAAUCGGUGGGGAUUCGGUUCUGUUGGAAGACCGCAACGGACAAUGCCUUCUAUACAAGAUAAGAAGAAUGGCCAAGCCUCAGUGGACCAUCGUCUCAAAAGAACCGUGCUUAUCGAUCAAUGUAACGUCGCAAUAUGUCUGUUUGGAGAGGCAUAAGAAUACGGUGGAGAAUCGCGACAGAAGAUUGAAAGGAGCACUAGAGGAAAACCAGAGAUACGAGUCUAACUUUUUCAAAGUGAAGAAGAAACACGAAGAUGAGGGAGAUGUAGACUCUGUUGCUUCCCAGAAAGUCAACGAGGGUCCAAAAAUUGAGGAUUUUGUCCAUAUCAGAGAUGUCGGUCAAGGAACAUACGGACUUGUUGGAGAAUACCGAUCGAAAAGAACUGGACAUCGUGUAUUAAGACCCUAA
This is a messenger RNA of Caenorhabditis remanei, 567 nucleotides long. RefSeq lists its product as uncharacterized. The transcript is spliced from 4 exons. The record is from RefSeq and is a predicted model, not a curated record. Lineage: Eukaryota; Metazoa; Nematoda; Chromadorea; Rhabditida; Rhabditidae. Bases 1 to 567 code for a protein of 188 amino acids.